Molecule: messenger RNA, 827 nt
Organism: Monodelphis domestica (gray short-tailed opossum)
Lineage: Eukaryota; Metazoa; Chordata; Mammalia; Didelphimorphia; Didelphidae
Product: actin-related protein 2/3 complex subunit 3
Biological process (GO): Arp2/3 complex-mediated actin nucleation; regulation of actin filament polymerization
Cellular component (GO): cytoskeleton; Arp2/3 protein complex
Source: RefSeq, a predicted model, not a curated record
CGGGGUCUCUGACAGAAGCUAGCAUCCUCAGCUCGCCAGAAGCCCGGGCCCGGCCGCCAACAUGCCGGCAUACCACUCCUCUCUCAUGGACCCUGACACCAAACUAAUUGGAAACAUGGCACUAUUACCCAUUAGAAGUCAAUUUAAAGGACCCGCUCCGAGAGAGACAAAAGACACAGAUAUUGUGGAUGAAGCCAUCUAUUACUUCAAGGCCAAUGUCUUCUUCAAAAACUACGAAAUUAAGAAUGAAGCUGAUAGAACGUUGAUCUACAUAACUCUUUACAUUUCUGAAUGCUUAAAGAAACUCCAGAAGUGCAACUCAAAAAGCCAAGGAGAGAAAGAAAUGUAUACAUUGGGAAUCACUAAUUUUCCUAUCCCCGGAGAACCAGGUUUCCCUCUUAAUGCAAUUUAUGCCAGACCUGCAAAUAAACAAGAAGAUGAAGUGAUGAGGGCCUACUUACAGCAGCUUCGACAAGAAACUGGGUUGAGGCUUUGUGAAAAGGUCUUUGAUCCUCAGAGUAACAAACCUAGCAAGUGGUGGACUUGCUUUGUGAAGAGGCAGUUCAUGAACAAGAGCCUUUCAGGGCCUGGCCAGUGACCGGAUCUCAUGCAGUCCUUCCCAGUGCAGCAGCAUCCAACGUCUGGGAACGAGAUAUACACAGUACUUGCCCUUUGUUUUGUGAAAUUUUAUACUAAGAAAGAGGAGACACAUCCUUACUGGAAAAGCCCUUUAUCACGAAGGUUGGGGCUUAAGGAUCAUUUGAGAAUUUUUGCAAUGUUAAGCUGGUGCUUAAUGAUAAUAAAAAAAAUUUCUAACAAAAAAAAAA